GUCCUUUUUCCCCUUUUUUGCUUUUUUAUUAUUUUUUAAUGAAAUCCUUCUUUUUGACUAAAAAAAUUAAAGAUAUUAACAAUACCAAAGAUAAUGUUAUAACUUUACUUGCGGAGGAAGGCAAUAUUGAAGCCCAAUACAAGCUUGGACAUAAAUAUGCCACACAUCACGAUUACAUCAAUGCCUUUGACUGGUUUACAAAGGCUUCAGAAGGUGGCCAUGGGGCAGCACAAAAUCAACUUGGUCUAGCCUAUCAGUACGGCUUAGGUAUCACACAGGACUAUUACCGAGCGAUUGAAUGGUUUACGGAAUCCGCUACAAUCAAUAACAAUGCUGAUGCUCAAUUUAAUCUUGGUAGCUUUUAUUAUUAUGGAAAACUAGGCGUACCUCAAGACUACAGUCUAGCCUAUCAGUGGUUUUUAAAAGCUUCGGAAAACGGCAAUAACAGUGCACAAAAUUCUAUUGGCUUCCUGUUUCAACGUGGAUGGGGUGUUCAGCAGGACUAUACACUUGCAUUAAAAUGGUUUUUGAAAGCUGCUGCUGCUAACAACGGAAAUGCACAAAACCAAAUCGGCGUUUUUUAUAAGAAGGGGCAUGGAGUCAAAAUUAAUUUUCAUACCGCAUUUGAGUGGUAUUCAAGGUCUGCCAAAAGCGGUAGUAGUGCCGGUCAGUGUAACCUUGCUUGGAUGUACUAUGAUGGUAGUGGUACUAAGCAAGAUUUUAAAAAGGCUAUGUCUUGGUUUCUAAAAGCCGCAGAUAGAGGAAACGUCGAUGCACAAUAUCAAGUGGGAGUUAUGUACUUCAAUGGGUAUGGCAUACAGAAGGAUAAUCUUAUGGCUUUAGAAUUCUUUGCAAUGGCCUUAGAAAAUGGAAAUCGGGCAGCUCAAAAUUAUAUAGACAUGAUUUCUAGCCUACUGGAUAAUGAAAAAGUGCAGGUGGUGGGCGGCAAGCAACCGCCCGUGUCACCAAAAAAUAUUCAACAUCGCAAACAUAUAUCACACGAAAUAGCUACCUCUCCAUCCCCAUAUCUUGCUCAUAAAAAGUCGGUGUCAUUAGUAAUAAAUAGCAGCUAUGCGAACAGUAGUAAUAGUAGCAGUGCUAGCGAAAACCGAAUAAAUUACUAAUACUUCAAGUGAUUGAUACAGCAAUGCAAGAAUAUAAAUCUCGUUGUUGUGCAUAACUUUAUUUUGAUAGGGAAAACUGCACACGAUAGCGAUUUUUAUCCUGAUUUGACAUCCACUAUUUUUCUAAUUAUUAGUGUAACUUCACGUGUGGUAAAUACUUACCUUGUGAUAAAAGCUUCCCAGCCAUGUAAAACAAAAGAAGUGAGCAAGUGAAAAAGCUUUGCCUUGUACGCAUAUAUUCCCCAUUCAAUAAAACCAAUUAAGCUGGAUUUGUGGAACCCGGUUUAUUUUUGUUUAUUUUCAGAAUGUCAUCUGGCUCGAUUUUAAUAAAGCACAGCCGAGGGAAUCAAUAAUAACU
This is a messenger RNA of Mucor mucedo, 1482 nucleotides long. RefSeq lists its product as uncharacterized. The transcript is spliced from 3 exons. Gene Ontology annotation, molecular function: protein binding. Lineage: Eukaryota; Fungi; Mucoromycota; Mucoromycetes; Mucorales; Mucoraceae. The coding region runs from base 39 to 1124 and encodes 361 amino acids. The record is from RefSeq and is a predicted model, not a curated record.